GGAGGAGGAGUAGCUGUUGCAGUAACAACAUCCUGGAUAUUGGAGCCUGGCGGCGCACACGGCUACAGAAAUAAAGGAGGAACGAAGACGUAAGGGAGGCGCUGGUGGAAAUCGCAAAUGCUUCAGUGUAUAGAAGCAGGGACAUGAACGUGAACUUGGCAACUUUCAGGCAUUAAUCGUGGAUUUAUGGUUUAUGGCGCCGAUUUAUCCUGAGGCACCGACAAGGUGAUGCAGCAGCGGCAGGACGGGAUCAGACCGCUACACGGCUGCCAGCUGAAUGCCUUUACUGAAGGAAAAAGGCGCAGCACACGUCCAGCGCAGGCCGGCUUGAUCUUUCAUUAAAAUAGGACAGUAUAUAGAGAGGAUCACCCAGCAGCUGGGAUACACCCGUGGUUUACUUUCAUUAUUGUGUCGGCUCUCCGGUUCAGAGACGCUGCCACGGCAUCAAGCGGAUCAGGCCUGUGUUGAAACACCGUGCACGCUUCGCGAAAUUUACCGUUGAAUACGCAUAAUGUGACGUAAACUUUUAUCGUUAACACGCAAAACGGACGCACCUAGUGCUGUAACGUUGUGUUUACUAUCUGCCUGGCCGGUUUUCUGUAUGUUUACUUCGUUUGCGGCAGUUUUGUCUUAUCAAACUGCUGUCCCUUAUCGAUAACAGAUUAUUGUAUUGCUAGUUUACGAUAAAUAAUUCGAGGGUGGGCUCGCCGUUUAUCGUGAAGAUAACGACUCGACCCAACCCGCCUGACACAGAGAAGCUUUCGGAUCAAAGCGAGGAUCAUGGAUCAGAAUGAUAAAAAGAGCCUCACGAGCAAGUGGAAUCAGUUGUGAUCUACAGGACAACUCCAUUUCAAAGAGAUAAGCAGAUGUUCGGCAGUAAAGCUCUCGUUACCGCAAUGAGAUAAUAGCGUGGCUUACACAAGCAGCCUUGACACUUAUCCCGCCAUAUUCCAGUUCAUCAUCAAAAUAUGACCACGCCGGCUCUAUUGCCACUAUCGGGACGUAGGAUACCUACCCUCUCGCCAGGUGCCUCCUCAUUCCCCCAUCACAGAGCCACCUUACGGCUCUCAGAGAAGUUCAUCCUCCUCCUCAUUCUCAGUGCCUUCAUCACCUUGUGCUUCGGAGCGUUUUUCUUCCUCCCGGACAAUUCCAAACACAAGCGCUUUGACUUUGGUUUGGAGGACGUGUUGAUACCGCACAUCGAAUCGGAGAAGGAGGCAAGGCACAGCAGCAGACAGGUCAUACAUGGCGUGGGAGCUCACGACGAGCAUCGACACAGGGAGGAAGAGGAAAGCCUUCGUGACAAGAUCCGGGCAGAUCAUGAGCGGGCACUGCAGGAAGCCAAGGAAAAGCUCCGUAAAUCCAAAGAGGAGCUGAAGGCAGAGAUCCAGACAGAGAAGACCAAGGUAGCCGAGGACCUGAAGAAGAAAGAUGGACCCAAACCACUGCCUCCAGUACCUAUGCCCAAACUGGUAGGGGUCAACGAUGGUGACCCAGGGGACCCUGACACCAAGGAAAAGAGGGAUAAAAUCAGAGAGAUGAUGAAACAUGCGUGGGACAGCUACAGGCAAUACGGCUGGGGCCACAACGAGCUCAAACCCAUCGCCAAGAAAGGACAUUCCACCAAUAUCUUCGGUAAUUCCCAGAUGGGGGCCACUAUAGUAGACGCCCUGGAUACUCUUUACAUAAUGGGCCUCCAUGAUGAGUUCAAGGAUGGCCAAGAGUGGAUCGAGCAAAACUUGGAUUUUAGUGUGAACACAGAAGUAUCUGUCUUUGAGGUCAACAUCCGCUUUAUUGGAGGGCUUCUGGCUGCAUACUACCUCUCCGGACAGGAGGUUUUUAAGGUGAAGGCUGUCCAGCUGGCAGAAAAGCUGCUUCCUGCCUUCAACACCCCAACAGGCAUCCCUUGGGCCAUGGUCAAUUUGAAGAGUGGAGUGGGCCGUAACUGGGGCUGGGCGUCAGCUGGAAGCAGUAUUCUGGCUGAGUUCGGGACACUGCACAUGGAGUUUGUGCAUCUGACAUAUCUGACCGGAAACCCUACUUACUAUCAGAAGGUGAUGCACAUACGGAAGCUGCUGGCUAAGAUGGACAGACCCAAUGGGCUUUACCCUAACUACCUGAACCCACGCACUGGACGCUGGGGCCAGCAUCACACCUCAGUAGGUGGGUUGGGUGAUAGUUUCUAUGAAUACCUGUUGAAGGCCUGGCUGAUGUCUGAUAAAACGGACACAGAGGCACGCAAGACCUACGAUGAUGCCAUUGAGGCUAUCGAACGCCACCUCAUCCGCAAGUCCAACGGCGGCCUUACUUUCAUCGGGGAGUGGAAAAACGGACACUUGGAGCGUAAGAUGGGUCAUCUGACUUGCUUUGCUGGAGGCAUGUUUGCCCUAGGGGCUGAUGGGUCACCGGAUGAUAAAGCUGGACACUAUCUGCAGCUCGGAGCAGAGAUUGCACACACCUGCCAUGAAAGCUACGAUCGCACUGUGCUGAAGCUCGGUCCAGAGGCCUUUAAGUUCGACAGCGGGUUGGAGGCAGUGGCUGUGAGACAGAACGAGAAGUACUAUAUCCUGAGGCCUGAGGUCAUCGAGACGUACUGGUACAUGUGGAGAUUUACCCACGACCCCAAAUACAGACAGUGGGGCUGGGAAGCAGCGCAGGCUAUAGAUAAAUACUGCCGAGUAAGUGGAGGAUUCUCUGGUGUUAAAGACGUCUACUCCUCUAACCCCACCUACGAUGACGUCCAGCAAAGCUUCUUCCUGGCUGAAACGCUCAAGUAUCUCUAUCUGCUUUUCUCCAGCGAUGAGCUGCUGCCUCUUGAGAACUGGGUGUUCAACACAGAGGCCCACCCUUUGCCCAUCCUGCACCUGGGCAACAUCACCCUGCCUGGCAGCGAGACCCAGCGGUAGAGCGGACUCACCGGGGGGGGCACACUCCCCCCUCGCUCGCCCCUUUUCUAAACGCCUCCCUCCUUGUCAAAGACAGCAGCUGCCAGUGCAAAGGAGAGGAGAGAACUGUACCCACCAACCACUGUCUCCUCCUGGACUGUGAACCAUGGGACUGCAGCGAACGGAGGAGACCGGAACAGACCGAACUCUCUUUAUCUAUACGUCUCUCAUAUAUUCUCUGAAGGACUGACUGCCGGAUUGAUCACGUGCAUCUCUCUGGUCUGUACACGCAUUAGCGGACUAAAAGACCUUCUGAAAUGGAUGUGUGUUUCUCACUGGGGAAGGAUUUUAACAAGUUCAUUCAUUCUUUUUUCUUUUUUUUCCCUCUCUUUCCAAUCUGGCGGCUUUUCAUAUCAUCAGCUCAGCGCUAAAUCAUUUCAAAAUGAUGGAUAAAUGCUUUCAGACCAGACCGCCUUCAGAGCCUUUCUGAGGCUCCUGGAGAUGGCAGAUGUUGGAUGUGACCUCCUGUGAAAUCUUUCUCCAGCUAAAGGCUGAAUUUAGGCCAGAGGAAUGUUCUUUUUUUCCAGGAUUUCUCUUCAAACAGUCGCUCCAACAAGGUUAGCGGGUAAAAAGGGACACGUGCUGCUAUCAAACAGCUGCUGCCUGUGACACAGUCACCACCGUCAUUCCAGAAACCUGCGCUUUCUGCGUCAUUCCCAUCUCUUUUUUUCAUUUAUUGCGAAUGCCAUUCACACUGCGUUCUGAAACACGGACGAGCUGGUGUUUGGUUUUUGCAACACAAUGAAUCAGUAACUGUAACUUGUGAGAAGUCGCAGUGCUGUAGAUGCUAACGCUCACGGCCGUUUGUUUUCAUUUGUCGAUGGUGCCGCUCUGUUAGACCAGACCAGAUUCUUUCAACAGCCAAGAUUUACCACUAAUCGUAGCCAAUGAGGUAGAGAUUUAUAUAUGUGGGGUUUAGAGUUCAUAAAUACACUGUGUGCCCUUCACAAGAAACCCAGAGUACAUUUUGAAUAUAACAACUAAGCCCAUGAUGUUUGAUGUUUUAGACUUGGGAAUACUGAGGCUUGUUAUUGUCAUUCCAGUUUCUGGAUGCGUUUUCAUUGGUCAAAUGCAUAUCUCUGAAUAUUUCAUGUGAGUUUUGACAUGACUUAUUCAGUCUUGGGCUGUAAACACUCUGGAUAUGUUUUCUGAAACACGGUGGUGGCAGAUUUCUGAUAUCACUUGAUUAAACAACCUGCAGCCAGUCAUGCUUAAGUAUUUUGUUUGUUUUUAUUUAUUUAUCUUUUGGGUUUGACCUUUAAUGAUUACUGAUUCAGUCUCUUUGCUCAGCCUUAAGAUCUCAUAUUUGUUUUCUUUUUAAUCUUCAAGUGUGUAAAAUACCACAUCCACAGAAUAUCUCAUGUAGUCGACCAGAUUGAAAAGCUAAGUAUUUUGUCAUCUGGGGUAAUGAACAAACUGAGAAUCAGUCUGUCAUAAAAGACUUGAGCACCAUUGAUGGGAUGCUGGGUGUCAUCGAUCAGCCCCCCUUAAAUCCUGUGACUUCAGUUCCUUGGUUUCUAAACCUCUCAUCCCAGUCUGAUGGAGACGUGUCCUCUACUCCCCUCUAGAUGGCAGCAGUGGUGUCCGGCUGCUCCUGUAGGUGUCAUUUGUUUGUUUUUAAUUUUUUUCUCCCAGUAACAUGAUUUUGACUAAUGGUGAGUGAAACCCAGGCCAACACACUUCCCUGUUGUUGCUGGGUGGGUUUUGACAAAGCUGUGUUCUGUAUUUGUAUUUUUACUGAACAAAAAACAAUAAUUGUAAAUAUGUUUAAAAUGCCACACAAAUUCAAUAAAGAUGUUACAAAAAGUGAACGGGAUAAAAUUAAAUAA
Molecule: messenger RNA, 4774 nt
Organism: Labeo rohita (rohu)
Lineage: Eukaryota; Metazoa; Chordata; Actinopteri; Cypriniformes; Cyprinidae
Gene: man1a2
Product: mannosidase, alpha, class 1A, member 2
Exons: 14
Coding region: 969-2906 (645 amino acids)
Biological process (GO): N-glycan processing; carbohydrate metabolic process
Cellular component (GO): endoplasmic reticulum; Golgi membrane; extracellular exosome
Molecular function (GO): mannosyl-oligosaccharide 1,2-alpha-mannosidase activity; calcium ion binding
Source: RefSeq, a predicted model, not a curated record